AUUGUACAUACAGUGCAUUGUGAAGAAGACAUUUAUUUAUAGCACAUGUUAAGCACUUUUACCUUGGGCUGCAUCUGAAAAUGUAGGCAGCUGACUUGCUACCUUGCUGCCUAAUCAGUUAAUGGCUUAACUGACAUCUGUUUUGAAUGAAUGGGACUCUUAAAGCUACACUAUGUAACUUUUGGUCAUCUAGCGGUUAAAAGAUAUCAACAAAAUAUCUUGCAUGUUGAGGAAGAAAAAGCCAUCUCUGAGUCUCUUUUAAAUCCUUUCAGAUCUCUUCAGUUGUCGCCACCUCUGAAAAGCUAAGCUGAAAAAAAAAAGUUACAUAGUGUAGCGUUAAGGAAACUGGUCUCCAAACAGUUUGAAAAGCACCUUAUUUUCAUCGUACAUUUAUUGUCCAGGAGGCAGCAUUUUCAUGGUUUCGGACGCAGCCUUGAAAAUGCAUUCAUGCGGAUCCAGCACGAGCAAUAAUCUCCUGAUAUUUUAAACGAUCUGGAUCACCUACUUUGUGUGACACGGGCUGACCGUCAUGAAUUGUGAACUUUGAUCCUGAUACCGAUGUUAGGUUGAUAGAAUACGUGCUUCAGAGGAAGCUGAACACUCGAUGGGAAGAAAACGCUGGAUUUCCGCGAGGUUCGUGAAUGACAUUUUUUUAACUAGAUAUGCAGAUGGUAUAUAAUAGAAGUUUUAUUGAUAUUUGCCUUUUAUCAUUAGAAACGUUACAGGAAACUGUUGAGGAGAGACUGUUAGAAUACGUGCUUCAGAGGAAGAUGUAUGAGCGUUCCACAGGAUGCUGGAUCUGCUGAAUUUGUGUGAGGACUUGCAGCAGGUCAUGGUGUCCGGGCCCAACCUAAAUGAAACCAGCAUUGUAUCAGGGGGUUAUGGAGGCACAACAGAAGGCAUGAUUCCAACCAGCUCCAUCAAAGGCCCUGCCAUACAUCUUAACACUAACUUUCUGAACAGCAGACGCAUUCCAAACGAAGGACAAGGAUCCAACAUGCAUCACACCAGUAGCAGUUCCUCCAUGACAGCAGAUGAGGCAUCAAGAGGUGUUGCUGUAGAAAAGUUUGACAUAAUGAAGAAGUGGGGUCUGAACACUUACAUGUGUACCAAACAGAUGAUCUCUGAGAGGUUUGGCCGUGGCUCACGUACUGUGGACUUGGAGCUGGAGGCUCAGAUCGAGGUUCUACGGGAAACCAAACGGAAGUAUGAGAAUGUGCUGCGUUUAGCGCGAGCGCUAACCAGCCACUUUUACAGCAUGGUGCAGACGCAGAACGCCCUCGGGGACACUUUUGCCGACCUCAGUCAGAAGUCUCCAGAGCUUCGGGAUGAGUUUGGCUACAAUGCAGAAACACAGAAGCUGUUGUGCAAGAAUGGAGAGACUCUGCUGGGUGCCAUCAACUUCUUUGUGUCCAGCAUCAACACACUGGUGAACAAGACAAUGGAAGACACACUGAUGACCAUCAAGAUGUAUGAGAAUGCCAGGCUAGAGUUUGAUGCGUACAGGGCAGAUCUGGAGGAGUUGAACUUGGGCCCGCGGGAUGCUGUGACUAUCGCUCGUAUUGAGGCUGCUCAGCAGCAGUACCAAAUCCACAAGGACAAAUAUGAACGUCUCCGCAGUGAUGUCACCAUCAAGCUCAAGUUCCUGGAUGAAAAUAAGGUCAAAGUGAUGCACAAACAACUUCUGCUGUUCCAUAAUGCCAUCUCUGCCUACUUUGCUGGAAACCAGCAGCAGCUGGAACAGACCCUCAAGCAGUUCAACAUUAAACUCAAACCACCUGGAGCUGACCAGCCUUCUUGGCUGGAGGAGCAGUGAAAAUCCCAACCCCUGAUUUCCAGUUAUUUGUCUUUAGCCACACAGAGAAACCAGAGAUCUGAGAUGCUAGCAGAGAUGGACUCUUUCUCAAUAACUCUCUCUAGCUCUACCUUAACCCAUACUUCCUUGAUUUUCCUCCUAUUUUUGCUCCGAGUCUGUUUUCAAGUGUCGCCUCUGGUGUGUAACCAGUCCCAAAAGCUUCACCCCUAUGAACAUCAUUAAAACAACUGAAAUAAUCCUUUCUGAUAUGUGAGUCAGAACAGAUGUUUUUUUCCAGACUAUUCUCUCUGUCAGUCUUUCACACACACUCUCUCAGUGAUCACAUUAUGAGGAUCUUUUUUCCUCUGUUUUCCCAUGAAAAUUGAUUUAUAUUAUUAUUAUUAUUAUUUGGUGAAAAACGAGCAUUCCAAUCAUGCUUAGUUGGUGUUUCUGUUUAUCUGAUAUUGCAGAUAUUGGUAUUGCAUCUUUAAACCUUAACCAGACCAUCAAUGUAUUGUUCAACAGUUUCAUGAGUCUCUCAUUUUUAAGUUUUUAUCAUCAAAUUAGUAAUGCUGGAAUGGAUUGAUGCUGUGGUUGUGAAUUUCACCAGGCAUGAAUGCAUGGUUGUCCGUGGAAAUUCCUAGACCUCAUUCUCUAGCCCAAAAUCACUGUCUCAGUCGGUUUUCAGGAGUUUGCAUUUCAGCCUUGAACACAUAAAAUAUUGUGAUUGUUUUCUCUAAUGGAGAAGUGUGUAAUUUGGACAGUUGUUAUUUCCUGUAGUAUUAUGUACUAACACAUAUAACUGUAGGAUGUGGAUGUAUAAAUUCUAUUUUUGAUUGUUUUUCUGAACACAGGCCAGUGAUUAAUGCCACCAUAAUCUGCCUCUUUAUCUACCAAAACAUGCACUAGAAGUUAUGUACUGGCUUGCUUUGUUAUCAGCAGUGUCCUAAAUACCUUCCAUUCUCCAUUCAAAAGCCACUUCUGCCAUGUGUUGCACUGUGCGUCCUGCAAUUUAACUGUUUAUGAAGAGGAAGUGCUAAAAUAUUAAAUGUAUGUAUAUUCAAAUUGGUUUAAUCAAAUGAGUCUUACUGAGUAUAUACCAUAAAUAUUCUGUCACAUAAAAUGUCAAAUAUUUAUAUUCACUGCGGUAACUUUUCCACAAGUUAUUUCACAUUUUUAUUUUUAAAGUGGGCUCCAAAUACAAAUGGACAUUUGUUGCUUUUGCUGUAAAUACAGACUUGAAAUGAUACAGUGAUUUUGGGGUUAAAGUGCAGAUUGUCAGAUUCAUCACGUCGAUCUUGAUAAGAAAAUAAAUAUCUUUUAUCACAUUAUGUUGGACCAAAAUUAUGACUCUAAUGUUCCAACAUUUUUGGAUCAUUGCACUAAAUCUUUCUACGUUUAAAAUGAAGCAAUACUGAAGAUGUUACUUUGAAAGUGUAUUUUCAUGUAUGGCUGUAUUGGCUGUUCCCUUGUGUGUUUUUGCAUGGCAGGUCUGAUGACACUAGUUGUACUUUUCCAUGCAUUGUGAUUAAAUCCUGUUCAGUGCUUCAGUAAAACACAAAAUGGGUUGGAAUGUUUCUGGAAAGAAAAAGGGUUUCUUUUGAAUGUCAUAGGAUGCUUGAAACCUCUAGCUUUGGCUUGAAUGUCACCUGUUGAAAAGUAAGAAGUGUAAUGGCAUGCUAUCUGGAAGCCUUUUUUUUUUGUUUCUUUUUAUUUUAUUUUUUUUAUAUUAUUAUUUUGGAGUCAUUUACCAUAGUAAAGGGAUUCAAAGAAAGAAAACGAUGGGACUUUGUCAGAUUUUUAUACCAAGUAUUUUGUUUUUACCUUCUUACAGCAGAGACUGUGAUCUGUGGUGUGUGUUAUUAUUUUAAUGGAGAAAGCGGUUGGAGAAAUGGAUAUGUCCAUCUUGCAAUGCAGAGACUUGAAACAUUCCAUAUAGUGAUGGACUUUUGUGCUAGACCUCCUUAACAAUGAAUCCAAAAACAGAAACAUUUCCCCAAUGAUUUCUAUUUUCUGCAUCCAUAAAGAUAUUUUAGUUUUUACCGGUAUAUUAUUUUGAUAGCUGUUAACAGAAAUGUUGGUAUUGACAUGCUUACUCCACCAGUAGUCCUAGUUUUAGAGCUUAGCAGAAUGAAAGGGUUAAAGGGUAAUUUUUAUGUACAAUCAAUAUUUGUGGCAUUGUUGUGUAUGAAUGACUUUAUGUAUGUAUGUAUGUAAAGAUAAUUUGUAUAUGUAUGUAUGUAUGUAUGUAAAGAUAAGACAGGUUUUCAAACUGCAAACCCAUAAUGCUUUACUUUGGUCCUGGCUUUGACCAAAACCUUCUGGACUACAACAAUGACGUACAAGAAUCCACAUGAUAAAUUUUAGAAGUUUGCAAAAAAUAUGGUCUUCCUUUCAUUUGUUCUUAGUUCAUGUUUUUGCUUUGCUACUUUGA
This is a messenger RNA of Xyrauchen texanus (razorback sucker), 4229 nucleotides long. Its product is annotated as arfaptin-2-like. The record is from RefSeq and is a predicted model, not a curated record. Gene Ontology annotation, molecular function: protein domain specific binding; phospholipid binding. Gene Ontology annotation, cellular component: trans-Golgi network membrane. Gene Ontology annotation, biological process: intracellular protein transport; regulation of Arp2/3 complex-mediated actin nucleation. Lineage: Eukaryota; Metazoa; Chordata; Actinopteri; Cypriniformes; Catostomidae. The coding region runs from base 791 to 1816 and encodes 341 amino acids. The transcript is spliced from 8 exons.